AUGGAUGACUUUCAGACGUCACCGCCACCGACUGCGGGGACGUCGCAAGCUGUAUACCUCGUGGUUCACGACAGGUCUGGCGAGGCGUUCGAAUGCGGGGGAAGCAUCGUAACCAAGCGCCACAUUCUCACCGCUGCGCACUGCCUCUAUCCGCGGAGAGUCCACGAACCACCUUCAAUAUACGACUGUCAGGGUUGUGCCGAACGAAAUGUGUUCGGCCGUCUACAGCUGGCAGGUGACUCCGGAGGGCCGGCCAUAUCUCUUGUCGGGGACCGCUACGUACAAGUGGGCAUUGUCUCUUUCGGUUACGGCUGCGCAAGAGAGAAUAUAUCGGGAGUGUACACGCGCGUCGAAGCGUUCACAUCGUGGAUAAAACAUGAGGUGGGUUCCUUCGACAACGCCUACUCGAGCGCAGUGCCCCUGCAGCUGGCUUCGUACACCGUACCGCAAUCACCUCCCAUCUUCCAGUUUCUCUGA
Molecule: messenger RNA, 477 nt
Organism: Rhipicephalus sanguineus (brown dog tick)
Lineage: Eukaryota; Metazoa; Arthropoda; Arachnida; Ixodida; Ixodidae
Product: serine protease 41
Exons: 4
Coding region: 1-477 (158 amino acids)
Biological process (GO): proteolysis
Molecular function (GO): serine-type endopeptidase activity
Source: RefSeq, a predicted model, not a curated record